AUGAAGAGGAUUAAAAGUCAUGCAGUGGAUGUGACUCUGGAUCCUGACACAGCACAUGCCCCUCUCAUCCUGUCUGCUGAUAGGAAACAAGUGGCAUAUGGCGACACUCAACAAUCUGUCCCUGACAGCCACAAAAGGUUCAGUCCUGUUAUAUGUGUCUUGGGAAAACAGGGCUUUUCCUCUGAUAAAUUUUACUAUGAGGUUCAGGUCAAGGGGAAGACUGAUUGGGCCUUAGGAGUGGCCAGAGAGUCCAUUACCAGGAAGGGAAAUAUAACUCUGAGCCCUGAGAAUGGAUCCUGGACAAUAUGGCUGCGUAAUGGGACUGAGUAUGAGGCACUAGCUGAUUCCUCUGUUCCCCUCUCCCUGAAAGAGAAGCCCCAGAGGGUGGGGGUGUUUGUGGAUUAUGAGGCAGCUCUGGUCUCCUUUUAUGAUGCAGACUGUUGGUACCAUCUCUACUCUUAUGCUAAUGUUACCUUCACUGAGAAACUUUACCCAUUCUUCUAUCCUGGUCUUAAUGAUGGAGGUAAGAACUCCUCUCCUCUUAUCAUCUCCUCAGUUUCUAUUUGCCCCAUCAGUUAA
Molecule: messenger RNA, 579 nt
Organism: Alosa alosa (allis shad)
Lineage: Eukaryota; Metazoa; Chordata; Actinopteri; Clupeiformes; Clupeidae
Product: E3 ubiquitin-protein ligase TRIM21-like
Exons: 2
Coding region: 1-579 (192 amino acids)
Molecular function (GO): protein binding
Source: RefSeq, a predicted model, not a curated record